GAACGCUGAUUGGCGUUUGGCAAAUAGUCGCGGUUUGUUUGCCGCUCAAAGCAAAAGUUCUUUUUUUCGGCGCAUCGGCGUUACGUACUAACGAUCGCGCGCGUACUUAGAAAAAAACAUAGUUCUUGGCUGCUCAACUAACAAGGGUGUGAAUUACUAUUUUUACCGGUGUCCUGCCAUGAACUUCGAUUAAUCGACUAUCUAUAUAAAAAAUUUAUAAAAUUACCUCGCCACAAGCAACAUGUCUUUAAUGUUUUGCACCCUAUUUCGUCGUCUAUUCCUAUUGCUUAUUUUCGCUUUAUUCGUUCUUGAUGGCUUGCUAGUGUCGAGCGUCGUGCAACAACGCACUCUGGAGGAAGCGCGUCAGGAACGGCAACGGCUGGUGCAGAAGUAUAUUAAAACUUUAAAUAAGGAGGAGGGUGCCAUACGAUUGGUGGGCGGUGAAACGGAGUAUGAAGGCAACAUCGAAAUAUUACACAACAACAAAUGGGGUGCCAUUUGCGACGACGAAUGGGAUGCACUCGAAGGCCGCGUCGUAUGCCAGCAACUGGGCUAUCCUGGUCUUCGACGCGUCACCCACAACGGUUUUUUCGGUUUAGCGCGACGUCGCUACUGGAUGGACAACAUGUACUGUGAAGGCGACGAACACGAACUCACCGACUGCCACUUCGAUGGUUGGGGCAUAAACGACUGUGAAGCUAAUGAAGCCGCCGGUGUUGUCUGCAAGAGUCCGCAAGCAGAGCGCACAACGGAGGCACCUUUGCCACAGCACCUGCCAAAAUUCACGCUACCACAUGCCUAUCGUAUCGAAUUGCGGUUACGCGGUGGACGCCGAGCGCACGAAGGACGCGUUGAAGUGCGCAUCGAUGGUGGCCGAUGGGGCACAAUAUGCUCGGACGGAUGGUCACUGCUGGAAGCAAACGUAGUUUGUCGUCAACUGGAUUUGGGUUUCGCACGCGACGCGCUUCAAACGGACUACUUUGGUGGAUUGGACAUUGCGCCGGCGGUACUAAGCGGUACCGAGUGUUAUGGUAAUGAGACUUCGUUGGCGCAAUGUCUACAUCACGACCACUUGCGACCGCCUGCGGAAUGUCACGGUGAGCGUAAUCAUGUUGCGGUGGCGGUAUGCGAUCAUUUGGCGCCCGAUUUGGUGGUGGACUUCUAUGAACUAGAACAAACGGCGCACUUGGAAGAUCGACCGAUGGCACUGAUGCAGUGCGCAAUGGAGGAGAACUGUGUAGCGAAUGAGGCUUAUGACAUACAGCGAGAUGAUCCUAAUUGGCGUUAUGUGACACGGCGGUUGCUAAAAUUUACCGCGAGUACACUGAAUGCGGGCAACACAGAUUUUCGGCCGUUCAAGGAGAAACACCUGUGGGAGUGGCACAUGUGUCAUAUGCACUAUCACAGCAUGGAGGUAUUUGCCACAUUCGAUGUCUAUGAUCUGAUGGGCAACAAAGUGGCACAAGGACACAAAGCAUCCUUUUGCUUGGAGGAUAAUCAGUGCCUCUCAGGAGUACCAAAGAAAUAUAACUGCGCCAAUUUUGGAGAUCAGGGCAUCUCAGUCAAUUGCUCUGAUAUUUACCUUUACAAUUUGGACUGCCAGUGGGUGGAUAUUUCCGAAUUAGAUACCGGUUCUUAUAUUUUGAAAAUCGCCGUUAAUCCGGAAUUCAAAGUGGCCGAAAUGAGUUUUGACAACAAUGCAGCGGUGUGCAACCUUUUAUAUACAGAUACUUAUGCGCGUGUGGAUGACUGCAGGCUGAGUAGGCCUUAGGCAGAAUUUUAUAGGUUUUCACGAGGAAGCCCUCAACUCAACAGUGCCAAAAAUUAAAUAACUGAUG
This is a messenger RNA of Rhagoletis zephyria (snowberry fruit fly), 1838 nucleotides long. It is a transcript of the gene Loxl2, whose product is annotated as Lysyl oxidase-like 2. Lineage: Eukaryota; Metazoa; Arthropoda; Insecta; Diptera; Tephritidae. The record is from RefSeq and is a predicted model, not a curated record. Gene Ontology annotation, molecular function: copper ion binding; protein-lysine 6-oxidase activity. Gene Ontology annotation, biological process: peptidyl-lysine oxidation. Gene Ontology annotation, cellular component: membrane.